CGACAUCUUUCUCAAAUUCUCGAGAGCGCAAGCUGUGUGGCUGGCUAGCUCGUUGUUUCCUCUUUCUUCAGCUACCUCUACGCCAUCAUGAAGCUCAGUUGGCUUGAGGCGGCUGCCUUGACGGCUGCCUCUGUCGUCAGCGCUGAUAAAUUGGCGUUCUCUCCUCCAUUCUAUCCCUCCCCUUGGGCCAAUGGCCAGGGAGAGUGGGCGGAAGCCUACCAGCGUGCAGUGGCCAUUGUCUCCCAGAUGACUCUGGAUGAGAAGGUCAACCUCACCACCGGAACUGGAUGGGAGCUGGAGAAGUGUGUCGGUCAGACUGGUGGUGUUCCAAGACUGAACAUCGGUGGCAUGUGUCUCCAGGACAGUCCCUUGGGAAUUCGUGACAGUGACUACAAUUCGGCUUUCCCUGCUGGUGUCAACGUUGCUGCGACAUGGGACAAGAACCUGGCUUAUCUCCGUGGCCAGGCUAUGGGUCAGGAAUUCAGUGACAAAGGAAUCGAUGUUCAAUUGGGCCCGGCCGCGGGUCCCCUCGGCAGGAGUCCGGAUGGAGGUCGUAACUGGGAAGGUUUCUCUCCAGACCCGGCUCUUACUGGCGUGCUCUUUGCGGAGACGAUCAAGGGUAUUCAAGAUGCUGGUGUCGUGGCAACAGCCAAGCAUUACAUUCUCAAUGAGCAAGAGCAUUUCCGCCAGGUCUCAGAGUCUGCGGGCUACGGAUUCAAUAUCUCCGACACGGUCAGCUCGAACGUUGAUGACAAGACCAUCCAUGAAAUGUACCUCUGGCCCUUCGCGGAUGCCGUUCGCGCAGGCGUUGGCGCCAUCAUGUGUUCCUACAACCAGAUCAACAACAGCUACGGCUGCCAGAACAGUUACACGCUGAACAAGCUUCUGAAGGCCGAGCUCGGCUUCCAGGGCUUCGUGAUGUCUGAUUGGGGUGCUCACCACAGUGGCGUUGGUUCUGCUUUGGCCGGCCUGGAUAUGUCAAUGCCUGGUGAUAUCACCUUCGAUUCUGCCACUAGUUUCUGGGGUACCAACCUGACCAUUGCUGUUCUCAACGGCACCGUCCCGCAGUGGCGCGUUGACGACAUGGCCGUUCGUAUCAUGGCUGCCUACUACAAGGUUGGCCGCGACCGCCUGUACCAGCCGCCUAACUUCAGCUCUUGGACUCGCGAUGAAUACGGCUUCAAGUACUUUUACCCUCAAGAAGGUCCCUAUGAGAAGGUCAAUCACUUUGUCAAUGUGCAGCGCAACCACAGCGAGGUUAUUCGCAAGUUGGGAGCGGACAGCACUGUUCUACUGAAGAACAACAAUGCCCUGCCUCUGACCGGAAAGGAGCGCAAAGUUGCGAUCCUGGGUGAAGACGCCGGAUCCAACUCGUACGGUGCCAAUGGCUGCUCUGACCGCGGCUGUGACAACGGUACUCUUGCCAUGGCUUGGGGUAGUGGCACUGCCGAAUUCCCAUACCUUGUGACCCCUGAGCAGGCUAUUCAAGCCGAGGUGCUCAAGCACAAGGGCAGCGUCUAUGCCAUCACUGACAACUGGGCGCUGAGCCAGGUGGAGACCCUCGCUAAACAAGCCAGUGUCUCUCUUGUGUUUGUCAACUCGGACUCGGGAGAGGGCUAUAUCUCUGUGGACGGAAACGAGGGCGACCGCAACAACCUCACCCUCUGGAAGAAUGGCGACAACCUCAUCAAGGCUGCUGCGAACAACUGCAACAACACAAUUGUUGUCAUCCACUCCGUUGGACCGGUUUUGGUCGACGAGUGGUAUGACCACCCCAAUGUCACUGCCAUCCUCUGGGCCGGUUUGCCUGGCCAGGAGUCUGGCAACUCCCUGGCUGAUGUGCUCUACGGCCGCGUCAACCCGGGCGCCAAAUCGCCAUUCACCUGGGGCAAGACGAGGGAGGCGUACGGGGAUUACCUUGUCCGCGAACCCAACAACGGCAACGGGGCUCCCCAAGAUGACUUCUCGGAAGGUGUUUUCAUUGACUACCGCGGAUUCGACAAGCGCAAUGAGACCCCGAUCUACGAGUUCGGACAUGGUCUGAGCUACACCACUUUCAACUACUCUGGCCUUCACAUCCAGGUUCUCAACGCUUCGUCCAACGCUCAAGUAGCCACUGAGACUGGCGCUGCUCCCACAUUCGGACAAGUCGGCAAUGCCUCGGAUUAUGUGUACCCUGAGGGAUUGACCAGAAUCAGCAAGUUCAUCUACCCCUGGCUUAACUCCACCGACCUCAAGGCCUCAUCUGGCGACCCGUACUAUGGUGUCGACACCGCGGAGCACGUCCCCGAGGGUGCUACCGAUGGCUCUCCCCAGCCCGUUCUGCCUGCGGGUGGUGGCUUCGGUGGUAACCCCCGCCUCUACGAUGAGUUGAUCCGCGUUUCGGUGACAGUCAAGAACACUGGUCGUGUUGCUGGUGAUGCUGUACCUCAACUAUAUGUUUCCCUUGGUGGACCCAAUGAGCCCAGGGUUGUGUUGCGCAAAUUCGACCGCCUUACCCUCAAGCCCUCCGAGGAGACGGUGUGGACGACUACCCUGACUCGUCGCGAUCUGUCCAACUGGGACGUUGCGGCUCAGGACUGGGUCAUUACUUCUUACCCGAAAAAGGUCCAUGUUGGUAGCUCUUCGCGUCAGCUGCCCCUUCACGCGGCGCUCCCGAAGGUGCAAUGAGCGGUGGAAGGUGUCAUGAAGGGCUUUGAGCCUGGGCCUGAGGCUGCAGAAGGAGAUGAUGUACACAUUUUUCACAAGUCGUAGAGACCACGAAUUUAAUGACUAUGAUGCUGUCAACAUGAACCAUGUAUUCGAGCGGUAGAUCAAGUGUAUUGUAAUGAUAGCGUAAUAGUCGCAGGCUUGUUGUGGCUGUGGCGGUGGUUGUGGUUGUGGUUGUGG
Molecule: messenger RNA, 2889 nt
Organism: Aspergillus aculeatinus CBS 121060
Lineage: Eukaryota; Fungi; Ascomycota; Eurotiomycetes; Eurotiales; Aspergillaceae
Product: beta-glucosidase
Exons: 7
Coding region: 88-2670 (860 amino acids)
Biological process (GO): glucan catabolic process
Molecular function (GO): beta-glucosidase activity
Source: RefSeq, a predicted model, not a curated record